Molecule: messenger RNA, 1169 nt
Organism: Taeniopygia guttata (zebra finch)
Lineage: Eukaryota; Metazoa; Chordata; Aves; Passeriformes; Estrildidae
Source: RefSeq, a predicted model, not a curated record
UGCCCAGCUGGCUGGAAGCCCACAGUGGGCAGGUCAGUCCUACCACUGACAGAGACUGAGGAGGAGGAGAGGCUCUUUGCUGAAAUGGACCGCAAGCUUUCCCGCGACAAUGUCCAGAAGUUUUCCCAGACUUGUCGCCAGCUGGGACCCAGCCCUCCCAGCCCCAAGGGCACAGCGGUGGCAGCAGAGGCAGCACCUGCCCUGCUUAGCCCCUCUUCUGCCCCACAGAGCACCACGGAGCAGAACAUCUACUGGGCGAUCCUGAGUGAGGUGCUGCAGGAUGUCCAGGAACUGAAGCAGCAGGUGAUUGCCCUUCGACAGGUGUUGACUGUGAACGAAUCUGUAGACACAGCCAAAAAUGAAGAGAGCUCAGUGCUUUCCCCACACAGCACCCCCAGCCCCUUGCCUGCCCAGCUGAGUUCCCAAGCCCCCAGGGAGCAGCAGGAGGAGGGGGCAGCAUCAGCAUCUGUGCGGGCAGUGCAGGAGAGCGAGGAUGGGACCUUGACUGGGGAGGACAAAGACUGGGAAGAUGACAUCGAUUCAGAGCUCUCCCAGUGGGAAAAUGAGGAACAGGCAGAGGUGUCCCACAGAGAAAUGAACAACUCCCAAGAAGUGUCCCAGGGGCAAGAGUGCCCUGAGCAGGAGCCGUGCAGCCAAGGGCCGGCGCCUGCCCCGCACAGCCCCCCCAGCCCCUGGCCUGCCCGGCUGGGAGCCCAGGCCCUCCGCGGGCAGCCGGCUGCCCCCGGGAAACGUCCCUCCCGCUUCAGGCGGGCGCUGCGGGCGCUGCGGGGGCUGUUCUGCUGUUCCUGCCUCAGGCCACGGACUGCAGAGUGAAACAGACACAGAAAAAAAUAAAGAGGACAAAGAUGACAUGGCAGAUGAAGAAGAUGAAGACAGAGAAGAAGAUGAAGACAAAUAGGAUGAAGAAGAUGAAGAAGAGAAAAAAGAGGAAGAAGACAAAGAUGAAGAGUAAAAAGACAAGACAGAGAACAUUUAUUUAAGAAUAGAUAGAAGAAGUAUAAUAAUAAGAAUUUAGUAAUACUUAGAAGAAGAGUACUAGGAAUAGGAAUAGGAAUUUCAAAAUAUGUAGAAGAAGAAGAAUAGGAAUAAGAAUUUUAAAAUAUGUAGUAGAAGAAGAAAAAUAAGAAUAGGAAUAGGAAUAAGAAUAU